UAAUCUUGGUAUUUUCCUUCAGAGAGGGAGAGCACGCCAACAGGAGGUGCUGUGCUGUCUAGGUCAGCUAUAGAGCACGGAUUCAGCGCAUCAUACAGAUAUAUGGCGCCUUAAUAUUCAUUUAUUUCUUUAUUUUUUCUCUGAAAGAGGUGUUUCCCUGCCUGUAUUAGGGCGCGAGAGAUGAAAGCACAGCUCAGCGAUUAUACCCGGCUCAGCUAAACCCUAAUGAUGCUGAUCAGGAUGUUCAAGCUACGAAUGCUCAAUGCCAUUGCACCAGUCUACUUCUACAUUGCCACAGCAGCCACCAUCGUCCUCCAUUUCUUCCUUUUCAUCCCUACUAUUUUCCAAACCUCAGGUGUGGUGCUUUGUCCCAUCAUGCUGCUCCCCACAGCCAUAUUCCUCUUCUUUAUGCUCAAUGCUCUUGGCAAUUACUCAAUGACUAUAUGGUUCCCAGCAGAGAGUGCCAAUGAGAACAUCAUCCCAGUCUGUUCGCCGGACUGUCCGGACAGAGUUGAUGCACACUACCUCCUGAACGGCCGGCACUUCUGCAAACUGUGUAAGAAAGUGAUCAUGAAAAGGGACCACCAUUGCUUUUUCACAGGGAACUGUAUUGGAAACAGGAACAUGCGCUACUUCAUUAUGUUCAGCAUCUACACGUCCUGUACCUGCCUCUACUCUCUUGUGCUUGGGGUGGCAUAUCUCAGUGUAGAAUAUUCCAUCUCCUUUGAAAAUCCACUGACGUUCCUCACACUUCUGCCCCUCUCCACAGGAUACUUCUUUCUCGGUUCCAUCUCAGGCCUUCAGUUCUUCUUGGUCCUCAUGCUAUAUGUAUGGCUGGGCAUUGGCCUGGUGAGUGCCGGGUUCUGCUGCCAGCAGGUUUUGCUGGUGGCCCGUGGACAGACCUGGUGCCAGCUGCAGAAAGGCCAGCUAGUGGAGAGCCGAGGAACAUGGCGUUCCAAUUUGAGUGAUGUUUUUGGUUCCCGCUGGGUUCUGGGUUUCUUCUUUCCUGUACAAACUGUGGAGAUGACACCUGGAAACUGGCAGAGAUACCAUGAGCACAAACAUGACUGAACUUUGUGAUGAAGGUUUUUACAGCAUCAGCCCUUCUAGGAGAUCUUCUGGGUCAUGACUUUAUAUCACCUUUGUACAGGUUAGGUUUUUUUUUUCACAAUUGUCACGUAGCCUAGGGCUGAAUGGAACUUACAUCAGAUGCCUGGAAUAAGGACACCUUUUUGGACCAGCCCUCCAUAUGUGUUUUUCUUUUUUUUAUGGGGAAAGGGUGGAACAAGAAGCACAAGUAUUAAUGAAACCUACUCAAGGAUGUAUUACAGCACAGUGCUUACACAACUGACCUGCUCCAUAAUGAGCAGCCAAUAUAUCACACAUUCAGUGCCUAGCGGCGUCUGUUAGGAGCUAAUUUAUGGUCAAAGACCUAAUUUUGCUAAAGAUGCUAGUCUAGAUCAGUGCCAUCAUUCAGUGCCAGACAGGUAAGCAGUGCAGUUAAUAACUUUAAAAUACGCUUGACAUUCAACACAGCCAAACACCUUUUAACAUUUUAAUGUGACAUACUGUAACUAUUCUUGUCACCUGUCACAGAUUUGAAGCAGCAUUUACACAUAAGAGGGAAACUGGCAUAAAAAGGUCCUUUUAACAAAAGACUUUUGAAAAAAUACUUUCUCUAGACAUUCAGAACUCCCUUUCAUUAACAAUGCUUAAUUUUAAUGUUUAAAAAAUAACUAAUAUUUUUUUUUCUUCAGUUUUUUGUCAGUUAAGAAUUGUGUUUCCUAAUGUUUCUUUAUAUUUCUAAUUUGGCACUCACACAGUUUCCACGGAUGAAAAGAGAACACAAAAACCACAAAGUUAUCGCACUGGUUAAGAUUAGUGGUGUCAAAAAAACAGAUUAAUCAUAAUAUUUCACUUUUUCAUACAUACUAUCUCAAAAAAUAUGACCACAUUUUACAAUAAAGCCAGGGGCUAACAGUAGGGCAAGCUGCAGUCCUGUGUUUACAUGGCGUGUGUAAUUUCUCACACUGUUUUAUUUUAAAAACUUAAAUUUAAAAUAGAAAGUUCAGUUUGCUCACAGGGUCACAUACUAUGCUACCACUGUGCACACUUUUAAAUUAAUCAUUUAAUCAUUAUUUCUAUUUUCUGUCUGACGUGUAGUGUGAAGUAAAGGAUUUUUUUUAUGACAGAGAUUAUUAACAUGUGGAUUUUGAUUGGCUGUUUCAAAACAGCAGUUUUUAGUUUAUUUAGCAGGUUACUGCUAACUUUUGUACCAUUCAAGUUGACUAGACCCUAAAAACAUAAAUGGCAAAAAUAAACAGAAAAAAAUGGCGGUGUCCUAAAACUUUUGACUGAUAGUAUAUGUCCCAGGCAGACCAAUUAGCACUAAUGGGCACUCUAAAGCUAACAUUCUUAAAUGUUGUGUAACACUGCAGUGACCCAAGGCCAAUGUUCAUGUCUACGUUUUAAUUACACUAAGUGCACUCUUAUCAUAUUCUCUGUAAACCUUGCAGGUCGUUUUGUAAGCUGGCCUCCAGUAGCCACCACUCCAGCUCCCCUCCCAGAUAAUUAUUUCUCCUUCAUGCAUCCUAGCUCCUCGUUUACGUUCUAACAGGAUCACAUUUUUUAUGACAGUGUUAAUUCUGGUCAUUAAAUUAUAGAAUCACAGACGCUUGUUUUUACGUGAGAAAUGCAUCCGACAAUUCAGAAAGCAAGACUUACUGUACUGAGUUUAUUUAUUGCUUAUUUAUUACUGAUGAAAUAUUUACACAUAUUUACUCUAUUUACCCCCUCUGUCUACUUCCAUCCCUCUGUCUCCUGCUUCUCACCCUCUAUCUGCUACUUCCCCCCCUCUGUCUGCUGCCUUACCCCCUCUAUCCCCAUCUAUCUGCUGCCUCUCCUCCUCUGUCUGCUGCCUCUCUCCUCUAUCCCUGUCUGUCUGCUGCCUCGCCACCUAUGUCUGCUGCUUACCCUCCUCUGUCUGUUGCCUCACCUCCUCUAUACCCAUCUGUCUGCUGCCUCACCUCCUCUAUCCCCUUCUGUCUGCUGCCUCACCUCCUCUAUCCCCAUCUAUCUGCUGCUUCUCCUCUGUCUGCUGCCUCUCAAUGUUGUUGUGGUGCUGCCUCUCAAUGUUGUGUGUGCAUUAGGUGGAUCUGUAGAGGGGAUUAAGAAUAGCAGUAUAGAAAAAUGUAAAUGUUUACUUCAUAUCAAGUCCAAGGAGCAGUAAUAUAGUAUUGAAGAUAACCAGUGUGUACUUUUGAAGAAAACAAAAAAAAAUGCUCAAACAGGGGCUUAAAGCUGGUCUGAACAGCAUGAUGUGUUUGUUUCACACACUUCCGAAAGGGCACAAAAAAUAUGGACAAUUUACUAGAUUUAAUAUAUUUAAUAUAAAAUAAUCGUUCCAUGCAUCCAUCCAUUGUCAAUGCUUGCUUUAUCCAGCAG
Molecule: messenger RNA, 3444 nt
Organism: Astyanax mexicanus (Mexican tetra)
Lineage: Eukaryota; Metazoa; Chordata; Actinopteri; Characiformes; Acestrorhamphidae
Gene: zdhhc22
Product: zinc finger DHHC-type palmitoyltransferase 22
Exons: 3
Coding region: 226-1071 (281 amino acids)
Biological process (GO): protein palmitoylation
Cellular component (GO): Golgi apparatus
Molecular function (GO): palmitoyltransferase activity
Source: RefSeq, a predicted model, not a curated record